Molecule: messenger RNA, 461 nt
Organism: Amphimedon queenslandica
Lineage: Eukaryota; Metazoa; Porifera; Demospongiae; Haplosclerida; Niphatidae
Product: small RNA 2'-O-methyltransferase-like
Exons: 4
Coding region: 4-381 (125 amino acids)
Biological process (GO): RNA methylation; siRNA processing; piRNA processing
Cellular component (GO): cytoplasm; nucleus
Molecular function (GO): RNA methyltransferase activity; O-methyltransferase activity
Source: RefSeq, a predicted model, not a curated record
UGAAUGAUGGAUGAUCUGGAGGACAUCUCUGCUGCUGCUGCUGUUUUAUUCAGGCCACCUGUAUACCAGCAACGUUAUGGAGCCGUACUGGAACUGUCUAGAAAAUUAGAACCAAAGAAAGUAAUAGACAUGGGUUGUGCUGAAUGCAAGCUUCUCAGAUCAUUAAAGUUUCACAGACACAUUGAAUCACUUAUCGGUAUUGAUAUAAAUGAGUCUUUACUUCAAUCAAACCAGAACUCACUCCAACCACUCAUCACUGAUUAUCUACAUAGACGCAGUAGACCAUUGAAAAUACAAUUAUUUAAAGGCUCUAUUGAUGAAGCAGACUCUAGAAUGAUGGACUGUGAUCUAUUCUCAUGCAUUGAAGUGUCAGUUAAUUAAUAAUCCUUAUUGAGCAUUUGUAUCCUUCAGUUCUUGAGAGGGUUCCAGCUGCAAUAUUUCAAAAGCUAAGACCUCAAGUU